Mus pahari (shrew mouse) is the source of this 2974-nucleotide messenger RNA. It is a transcript of the gene Csrnp1, whose product is annotated as cysteine and serine rich nuclear protein 1. Gene Ontology annotation, biological process: regulation of transcription by RNA polymerase II. Lineage: Eukaryota; Metazoa; Chordata; Mammalia; Rodentia; Muridae. The transcript has 5 exons. Gene Ontology annotation, molecular function: DNA-binding transcription factor activity, RNA polymerase II-specific; sequence-specific DNA binding. The record is from RefSeq and is a predicted model, not a curated record. Bases 136 to 1887 code for a protein of 583 amino acids. Gene Ontology annotation, cellular component: nucleus.
CCCGGCGGAGCGCACUGCGGGUCGCUGCGCGCGCUGCGACCCUGGGGCCGGCACACGAGUGGCUUCGGUGAACUGGGAGAGCGCUGCUAGCUUAGGCCGUCUGCCCUCCGCUGUUGGAACCCCCUACAUCCCACCAUGACUGGGCUACUGAAGAGGAAGUUCGACCAGCUGGAAGAGGACGACUCCAACUCCUCCUCGUUCUCUGGCCGGCUAUCUCGGCUAUCUCGCUCCUCUUUCCCCGCCUCUUCUGCCUCCCCUGUCUGGAACUCUGAUGUGGAGGGACCGGGUGGUCAGGCACCCCAGCCUGAUCAGGACUCCUCUGGCCACCAGAGUUUCACUCCCCCGUCCAUCCUGAAGCGGGCUCCUCGGCAGCGUCCAGGUCACGUGGCCUUUAAUGGCAUCACCGUCUACUACUUCCCACGGUGCCAGGGAUUCACCAGUGUGCCCAGCCGUGGUGGCUGUACCCUGGGCAUGGCUUCUCGUCACAGCACCUGCCGCCUUUUCUCCUUAGCUGAGUUUACACAGGAGCAGGUCCGGGCUCGGCGUGAGAAGCUCCGCCGUCGUUUAAAGGAGGAGAAACUGGAGAUGCUGAGGUGGAAGUUUUCAGUGGCUGGAGUUCCGGAGACAGGGGCAGGCGUGCCUCUCACAGUGGAUGCCAUUGAUGACGCCUCUGUAGAGGAGGACUUGGCAGUGGCCGUGGCAAGUGGCCGCCUGGAGGAAGCCAAUUUCCUACAGCCCCAUCCACCUCGUCAGCGAAGGGCCCUCCUUCGGGCUUCCGGCGUUCGAAGGAUUGACCGAGAGGAGAAGCGGGAGCUGCAGGUGCUGCGUCAAUCCCGGGAAGAUUGUGGUUGUCACUGUGAUGGCGUCUGUGACCCUGAGACCUGCAGUUGCAGCCUGGCCGGCAUUAAGUGCCAGAUGGAUCACACAUCCUUCCCCUGUGGCUGCUGCAGCGAGGGCUGUGAGAACCCCAAUGGUCGAGUGGAAUUCAAUCAGACAAGAGUUCAGACGCACUUCAUCCACACGCUCACCCGCCUGCAGAUGGAGCAGGGUGCCGAGAACUUGGGGGACCUGGAGUCCCCCGUGAAGGACACUCCUGUUGAACAAGCCCUGCUUUCCCCCUUUCCACCUUCCAAGUCCCCUGUGAGCAGUGAGCUGGGGGACAGCAGCUGCAGCAGCGACAUGACAGAUUCUUCCACGACCUCGUCUUCUGGCAGCAGCGAGCCUCCGAACCACCCUCCCCACCCCAGCCUGCCAGGUCCCAGCUUCCGGUCUGGCGUAGAUGAAGAUAGUCUGGAACAGAUCCUGAAUUUCAGUGACUCUGAUCUCGGAAUUGAGGAAGAGGAGGAGGAGGGAGGGGGUGUGGGCAACUUGGAUAACCUCAGCUGCUUCCAUCUGGCUGACAUCUUUGGUACCGGUGACCCCGGCAGCCUGGCCAGCUGGACUCACAGCCAGUCUGGCUCUAGCCUCGCGUCGGGCAUCCUAGAUGAGAAUGCCAACCUGGACGCCAGCUGCUUCCUCAACAGCGGAUUUGGAGGGCUGCGAGAAGCUAGCCUCCCUGGCAGUUCUGGGUCCCCUGAGGGGGAGGCAGUCCAGAGCAGCUCCUGGGACCUCAGCUUAUCCUCUUGUGACUCUUUUGAGCUUCUCCAGGCUCUGCCAGAUUAUAGUCUGGGACCUCACUAUACUUCCCGAAGGGUGUCGGGCAGCACGGAUAGCCUUGAGACCUUCCACCCUUUGCCCAGCUUCUCUCCACCAAGGGAUGCAAGCACUUGCUUCCUGGAGUCUCUCAUGGGCCUGUCUGAGCCGGUUACAGAUGUCCUGGCACCCCUUCUGGAGAGCCAGUUUGAGGAUGCUGCCUUGGCACCUUUGUUGGAGCCUGUGCCAGUGUAAGGAUUAAGGUGCCUUCUUCCUGCCCCGAGACCCUGUUUCUGCUCGUUAUGUGAUCUUGGGGUUCCCCAAGGUCUAUGUAUGUAACGGUCUCCCACGGGCUGGUCCUGCUCACGGUGCCGUGUGGGCACCCUCUAUUUUUACAUUAACACUCUGAAUUUAUUUAUUUUUUUAUGUUUUUCUGUACUGAAGGGAGGGUGGGGAGGGUACCCCUCUUUCAAUGCCUGGUCUCUUUAUGUCCAAACAGUUCUUCCACCUCCUACUGUAUGCCUGAAGGAGGAAGGGGCAGGGGCUCUCUGGAGCCUCUCAUUCCCCUCUUUCUGUACUGUAAGAUGCUCCUUGCUCCAAAGACAGCGCCAGCUGAGCGCAGGGCCUUAGGGGCUUCCUGUGAACUACAGGAGCUAGGUCUUCAGGACUGUGAAGAUGUAAUUUAUUUCUGUAAUUUAUUUGGGGACGGAGACGGUAGUAGUUGAGCCUCUCUGGCAGGUGGGCAGUGUUGGGGCCGAGUCUUCGGUGUACCCUGCCAGUCUGGGCUUCGGUGUGGUGUGUGGGUUCCAGCUUGUGGCUGCUCUAUCAAACAGCGGCCUGGCUCAGCUGAGCGGACAGAGGCUGUGCUUGGCCAGUGGUGACCCAAACCCCUUCUGCCCCUGCCCCCUGCCCGGACACUCUACUUGCCCUCUUUCCAGUUCCCUCUCCCCAAGGCCAUGGGUUAUAAAGCCCCUCUGUAGGAUGGUGAGCCAGAGGCCCUAAGAGGGGAUGAAACACACCGUGAUCUCUGUCUCAGGCCUUUCUGGGCACUGACUCGACCCUGGCCCACCACACGCCCCCAGGCCAGUUGGCAAAGGGUGGCUCUUGAGGGCUCUUACCGCCCUUCAUUAGCUGAUGUUGGAUUUUAUAUGCAUUUUUUUAUUGUCUCUAAGUGUCAGAACUAUAAUUUAUUCAUUUCUUUGUGUGUGUGUAUGUGUCUGUGUGCCAAGAAACUCAGGCUCUGGGCCUGCCUCCUUGCCCAGGAGGCCUUGCCAGCCUGUGUGCUUGUGGGAACACAUUGUACCUGAGCUGACAGGUACCAAUAAAGAUGCUCUAUUUUUAA